Molecule: messenger RNA, 1207 nt
Organism: Notothenia coriiceps (black rockcod)
Lineage: Eukaryota; Metazoa; Chordata; Actinopteri; Perciformes; Nototheniidae
Product: DNA topoisomerase 1-like
Exons: 2
Biological process (GO): DNA replication; chromosome segregation; DNA topological change
Cellular component (GO): chromosome; nucleolus
Molecular function (GO): DNA topoisomerase type I (single strand cut, ATP-independent) activity; DNA binding
Source: RefSeq, a predicted model, not a curated record
UGUCGCACCUUCCUUUUGUUUCCUGUCAGGCUGGUGGAGAAGAAAAUGGCGGCGGUGCAGCGCUGUGAGGAGCUGCUGCUGAAGAUGGAGUUGCAGGCGACUGACAAAGAGGAAAACAAGCAGAUCUCACUGGGCACCUCCAAGCUGAACUACCUGGACCCCCGCAUCAGCGUGGCUUGGUGUCGGAACAUGGUCGUACCCGUAGAUAAAAUCUACAAUAAGAGCCAGAGGGACAAGUUUGCCUGGGCCCUCGACAUGACGGAGGCAGACUUUGAGUUCUAACUUUAAGCCUCUAAAAACCCCAGUCUCACUAGAUGAUGGUUAUUGCAGAUAAGGAACCAAUGACUGUAAUACAUACAGAACUUUAAUAUUGCAUUCAUAUUAAAUUACUGGGGACUUCAUGUGAUAGUGUGACACGUUUCGUUUACAGCUGUGCAUUUGUCUAAUGCUUUUGGUACUUAGUUCUGUUGCUUGUUUUCUUUGUACAAUGUGUUUUCACUAAUUUGAAUAAAGGUUCCUACUACACAGUAAAGUGACACACUCGUCCGUGGACAUUUCUGCAAAUACUUGUUAAUUUGGUGCACGAUCAUGGUCAGUUAGAAACCUCCUGUUAAGAAGGUAACUUCACCAUUUUCCAGCUUAGUUUAGUGUAAUAAUGAAUUGCAUUUCAACACAUUAUAGACCAAAACAAACAUGCUAACAUUCCAGAUCACUUGCAUGAUAAAAUACAACUCUGGCUUAAAAAAAUAAAUACAGAAAAACACUGAGCACCUAGGAGUUAAUAUUUUAAAAAAUUCACUCAGCACCUUGUCAAAUAUGAAUUAUGUAAUACAUGACAGACAGCAUUGUAUUAAAUAGCUUUAAUAGAAGAAAAUCAGCUGAAAUUGGAAUGCAACCCACAGCCUGGUACUAACAGUGCUCUGUCAACUCUACAGGCUUCAGAUGUUCACUGCGCCCAUGUUGGUACGGAUGGAGGUUCCACUGGCCUGCAUGUUGUACUUCCCAGCACAGGCAAAACAUUUCCAUCAGUCAUCGCUUCAUGGGAUUUAUCUAUCUAAGAUAUAUUAUCUAAUAACCUCUGGGGCCAGUGCACAAAAAAAUCCCUAAAUUGCAUUUCUGCACGUGAGCGUUUAAAGUUCUGAGGGGAAUAUCACACUAUUCUAGUUUACGAAUAACUUUUCAAGUCAUUUCAUAACUGUAACCGUUU